CAGGAACAAGGGCUGAGCUCUUCGCAUUCCAGCCUUCUGCGGCUAACCACCGUCAGCUGGUACUUACGUAAGAAUUGUUUUCUGACUACAUGGUGUGCACCUGACCUUGAAGGCCGAAAGCUUUUUAAGUGAGGAGUGGGAUUAAAAAGAAGGAGGAUUAGCAGAUUAAAUUUGAUAUGUUAGUACUUUCCAAGAGACUGUAGGGUUAAAGAAUUAUCAAGAUAAACUUUAAUAAUUACUGUAUUAGAGCCACAAGAUUUACACUUAGUCUGUAUUGAUUUAUUUGUCUAUAUUACUUUUGUCUGUAUUGUCUAUAUUGAUACUUUGUAUUGUCUUAGGACUUGAUAUGAGAAAUAAAAAGAAUUGGUAGUUGCAUCUUUUAGUUAUUAAAAAUAAAAUGUUUAAAAUUCAUGUUUCACGAUGGAUUUAAAAAGUUGUGUUUAUACAUACUGACACAGUAACGUUUACCGUUUUAGCCAUCUUAAAGUCUGUAGUUCAGUAACAUUAGUGCAUUUACCAUCCCCCCAUCCUGUUGCUAGAACUUUUUCAUCUUCCCAGACCCUGAUGAACCCUGACUGCCCACUCUCCUCUCCCCCUGGCCCCUGGGAACAACUGUUUUACUUCUAUUUCUAUGAAUUUGAUGAGUUUUAAAAUUCUUUUCCAUAACUUAUUGUCCAAACUAAUAUGUAAUACUAAUAUCUAUGUGUUUCCAGGAAUCACCUCGUUUAAGAUGACCUUGGCCUACCUAAUGCAUAAUUGCCUUACGUUGGGAAAUGGCAGACACUUCUCAUUAAGGACCCGAAAUUAUCCGCUUCAGUCCCUGCUCCCAGCCAUCACUAACCUUACGUGCUCACCUCGAGAAAGAUCAUCUCGCUCAUUUAAGAAAACAGUAACUCUAGAAAAUGACUUUUUAGUGACAGGUGGGACCACCAGACUGUUUGUGCAGCAGCGGCACCGUUGUGUAUUCCCGCCCGCUCUGCGCGAGCGUGCUGGUUUCUCCAGGUCGGAGAACCCGUGAAGGAAGCUGUCGCCAUGGUCUGCUGGGCUCUCAGGAGAGUCACCCAGGUGCGUCCCCACCUGGCCCGGAAGGCCAGCGGCGUCUACCCGGGCCGCGAGCAUCAGCCUUUGGGCCCGAGGCCGGCCGCCCCGGGAGCCGCGGGCAGCACGGUGGAGCUGCUGGGCAAGUCCUACCCCCGGGACGACUACAGCAACCUGACCCGCAAGGUCCUGUCCAAGGUGGGCCGGAACCUGCACAACCAGCCGCAGCACCCGCUCUGGCUGCUCAAGGAGCGGGUGAAGCAGCACUUCUACGCGCGGUACGCUGGCCGCGCCGGGGCCCCGCUCUUCUCCGUGUACGACGACCUCUCCCCGGUGGUCACCACCUGGCAGAACUUCGACAGCCUGCUCAUCCCGGCCGACCACCCCAGCCGGAAGAAGGGCGACAACUACUACCUGAACGCCACGCACAUGCUGCGCGCGCACACGUCGGCGCACCAGUGGGACCUGCUGCGCGCGGGGCUGGACGCCUUCCUGGUGGUGGGCGACGUGUACCGGCGCGACCAGAUCGACGCCCAGCACUACCCCGUGUUCCACCAGCUGGAGGCCGUGCGCCUCUUCUCCCGCCACCAGUUAUUUGCUGGCAUAAAAGAUGGAGAGAACCUGCAGCUUUUUGAACAGAGUUCCCGCUCUGCCCAUAAACAAGAGACACAUACGCUGGAAGCCACGAAGCUCGUCGAGUUUGACCUUAAGCAAACACUUACCCAGCUUAUGACACAUAUCUUUGGAGAUGGACUGGACGUCAGAUGGGUGGACUGCUACUUCCCCUUCACUCAUCCCUCCUUCGAGAUGGAGAUCAACUUCCACGGGGAAUGGCUGGAGGUUCUGGGCUGCGGGGUGAUGGAGCAGCAGCUGGUAAACUCAGCCGGAGCUCAGGACCGGAUCGGCUGGGCCUUCGGGCUGGGGCUGGAGCGGUUGGCCAUGAUCCUCUACGACAUCCCCGACAUCCGCCUCUUCUGGAGCGAGGACGAGCGCUUCCUGAAGCAGUUCCGCGUGCAGGACAUCAACCAGCAGGUGACGUUCCAGCCUCUCAGCAAGUACCCUGCUGUGAUCAACGACAUCUCCUUCUGGCUACCUCGUGAGAAUUACACGGAGAAUGAUUUCUAUGACUUAGUCCGAACAAUUGGAGGAGACCUGGUGGAAAAAGUUGAUCUUAUAGACAAGUUUGAACAUCCAAAGACACACAGGACCAGCCACUGCUACCGCAUCACCUACCGCCACAUGGAGCGCACGCUGUCGCAGAGAGAGGUUGGGGGCAUCCACCAGGCCGUGCAGGAGGCGGCCGUGCGGCAGCUGGGCGUCGAGGGCAGGUUUUGAGGCCCCGCUUCCCGGGGCUCCAGGGUUGCUGAGUGAAGGAGAGAAGGAUCCUGUCUGUGGACUGAGGCAUCUGUCAUCCUGCGAUAAACCGGUCGGUUCCAGGACUCUCAGAAAAUAAAGGAUUGCUUUCAAGAA
Messenger RNA from Dama dama (fallow deer), 2508 nucleotides. It is a transcript of the gene FARS2, whose product is annotated as phenylalanyl-tRNA synthetase 2, mitochondrial. Gene Ontology annotation, molecular function: tRNA binding; ATP binding; phenylalanine-tRNA ligase activity. The record is from RefSeq and is a predicted model, not a curated record. Gene Ontology annotation, cellular component: cytoplasm; mitochondrion. Lineage: Eukaryota; Metazoa; Chordata; Mammalia; Artiodactyla; Cervidae. Gene Ontology annotation, biological process: phenylalanyl-tRNA aminoacylation. The coding region runs from base 1033 to 2373 and encodes 446 amino acids. The transcript has 8 exons.